AUGGCACCGCGCCUUACUCGCAACAGUGCCGGCAGCCGUGAAGGCACCAAACAGACGGAGACACCCGCUCGUGAGGACUCUCCAGAAGACCCAACUGACGACACCUUCUUCGAGGGCGACGAGGGUGAAGAUGGCGACGGAGACGGAGGCCCUGGCUCUCCUAAUCCCGACCCUGAGCAAGAGAAGGACAAGGCCGCUGAGCCAAAACCCCAGUCCAAGAAGAAGAAGGUCGUCAUUGACGACAAGACCGCCCACAAACGGAAGCCUAUCGAUCCCGUUAUCAAGGAGAACGCGCGCGCCGCAGUCCACUUCAAUGAGGAGCGGUUCAACGGUAUCUGUCCUGAUGAGGAGCGAUUCCAAGGACGAUCUACCAUACUUCGCAAGAAGUCCCGGUACCACAUACAUAAUUUGCUGAAGUCACUCGACGAAGCUCUGGCAGACGCGAUGGCCAAGAACACGGGCGACGAGGACCCUGAGCUGUCCUUCAACCUGUUUGAUGGGUAUAUCUCUCAGGCUAUCAGGAGCUUCGACGUUCGUUUCAACCGCAAGGAUAUCGCUAACGACCUGCGACAGAAGAUGGAGGAGUUCGCGGAGUUGUUCAUUCGCGAUGCUGCCCCCUGCGUUCCCUUCCAGUCUUUGUUCCCCUCUUCUAACAUCCCGUUCUCCGGUUACCUGAACGAGGAAAGGUUCACCGAGCUAUGCGACAAGGACCCUCAAGCCAUGUUUCAGGAGUUCAAGUUGCUAUCGAUCAUGAGCAUGGCCCAGAAGGAGCAGGUCUCUGAGCUUCACCGCCUUGUCUCCCAGCUCGGUGUCAAAAUGAACACGAUCCACGACUGGGUUCCUGCCCUCGCGGACCGGUACUCCGAUCGGACUUCCGCUUCUGCUGCCGACCCCGCUAUGAUCCAGCAGUUGAAGGACUCCCUGGUUGAGAAGGACGAUAUUAUUGAGGGGUUGAAAGAUAUUAUUGCUGACUUGAGCAUCGGCAGAGGAGUCCCCAAGAACAAGGGCAAGGCUAAGGAAACGGUCCUCCCCAGCAUCGAGCGAGACGCCAGCGAGGCUCCCCUUCGGGCUUCCACUCGCUUCUCUACCCUACCCCCCGACGAUCACGACGAAGGAACCAGCUCUGGCUCUCGCCGCUCGACUAAACAGGCCGACCCUCCCAAGUAUCACAACCAAGACAAGGAGGAUGAUGUUCCCUUUGAGGCCUGUUUCUUUAUGUCAAGAGCCGUUUGGGAGGUUAUGCUUACCGCGAUUUGA
This is a messenger RNA of Neurospora tetraspora, 1257 nucleotides long. RefSeq lists its product as uncharacterized. The record is from RefSeq and is a predicted model, not a curated record. Lineage: Eukaryota; Fungi; Ascomycota; Sordariomycetes; Sordariales; Sordariaceae. The coding region runs from base 1 to 1257 and encodes 418 amino acids. The transcript has 2 exons.